AUGCCACAAUUAGCACCAAUUAAUUGACUAUUCCUAUUCACUUUAUUCUGACUCACAAUCGCCACCGUAGCCGUCAUCAUUUGAUGGUCAUACAAGCCAAAUUACACAGUUAAUACUCCCCCUCAAUCAUCAACUAACCCACAAGCAUCCAGCUCAUGGCCCUGAUAA
Molecule: messenger RNA, 168 nt
Organism: Haliotis rubra (blacklip abalone)
Lineage: Eukaryota; Metazoa; Mollusca; Gastropoda; Lepetellida; Haliotidae
Source: the annotation of a RefSeq genome assembly